Messenger RNA from Lineus longissimus, 1050 nucleotides. RefSeq lists its product as uncharacterized. Lineage: Eukaryota; Metazoa; Nemertea; Pilidiophora; Heteronemertea; Lineidae. The record is from RefSeq and is a predicted model, not a curated record. The transcript has a single exon. The coding region runs from base 1 to 1050 and encodes 349 amino acids.
AUGGCCGAUGGAGCAUCGAAACUGGGUAUACUCGGAACAGUGAGGAUACCAGUGCGAGUGUAUAAUACUAGGUUUGAAUUCGAGAUGACGGUAGCGAACAUGGAUAGCAUGGACAGAAUAUGGGGAAUGGAUUUUCUUGCUGAAUUUAGAUGUGACUUUAAGAUGAGUACUGAAACUUUCGUAUUCAAUGGGACGGAAUAUCCCAUGAUAACUCAAAAGCAUAGCAUUCUUCCCCAUUCUGUGAGGCUACAAUAUGAGACAAAGAUAGCACCUGGGUCCGAACUGAUCACCAAGGCGUGUUUGAACAGACCUUUUCGUUCCAAGGAGGAUGUGUCAUUUGAACCCAGUGUGUACUUUAUCCAGAAGAGUGGAGUACUUCCAGCACGAUCAUUAACGACCCAGGGGAGGAAGAGGCGAUCUACAGUUGUUCAAUUAUUCAAUGCAACGGAUGAGGAAAUUGUAAUUCCCAAGGACAGCAUAGUGGGAUAUGCAUUUCCAGGUUGUGUAUCUGAGGAUACGGAAGUCGAGUCCAAACAGAUCUUUCAUGCGAGCAAUGAAAGUCCCAUCACAAAUGAUGACGAGUUGCUGGAGAAACUCGAAGAUAAUAUGCCACAGCAUCUGUCAGAACUUUAUCAUAAAUCGAGUACGGACCUGGAUGUGCCUCAGAGGAUAAAACUUGCAUCGUUGCUGAUCGAAUUUCAGGACACUUUUUCCAAGUCACCAUCAGAUAUUGGCAAGACAUCGCUUGUGGGAGAUGAGAUUAAUACGGGUGAAGCUAAACCGUUUCGACUCCCUCUUAGACGCCAGGGAUUCAAAAAGGAACAAAUAAUCAAGGAAGCUGUAAAGGAUGGACUUGCAUGGGGAAUCAUGGAGGAGUCAAGUAGUCCAUGGGCAAGUGCCCCUGUCAUCGUUGGCAAAAAGGAUGGAACUAGUAGGUUCUGCAUUGAUUUUCGGCGCUUGAACUCAGUGACAAAGGUCGAUAACUACCCCCACCAAAGUUCGAUGACUGUGUGGAUUCAUUACAUGGGAGCACACUCUUUUGUUCGCUAG